AUGGCCGAUGCGCAGAGUGCAGGGGAAGCGCUCUUUAAGAACCCGCAGUUCAUGGAGCUCUUCCAGCGAGCUCUGGGGGGCGAAGAAAAUAUUCGGGAUAUGCCCCCCGAGGGCGAUCCGCGACGAGAGAAGUGGCUGCGUGAAAUCCAGAUGAGGAUUCAGGAGGAAAGCCGAAACGCCAUGAAGAGUAAACUGGAGGAAAUUCAGAGCGAUGAGAACGGUCAGUGGAUGUAUGUCCUGCCAGAGCCGGGGUUCUGCGUCAAAUGCACCACGUCUGGAGGUGGAAAGAUCUUUCUCAAUGUAUGCCAGCAUGAGCGUAUUGCCGAACCCAUUCCAAUGGAGGAAGAUGAAAAGACGGAUGAGAUAAAGUUUAAGAUUCCACUGAGUUGUGGCCAGGCGCGUCCGGGUACAGACAAGAGCGGAAAGCCGUGCAAAGUGUACGAUGUCAUUGUGAAUCCGUCGACUGUUCAACGGUGUUCCAAGGAUCAUGAAUUCCGCUGCUUUGUGGUCUCACUGUGUAUCCACUGGAUCAAGCAGAAGUGUGAGCCCACGCUGAAUCAUGAAGAGUACAGAGGCAUGAACUUUAAAGUGAAGGGGGAUUUAGAACCGCAACGGAUUCGGUUAUCAACCGCACCCAAAGGGGCAAAUGCCAUGGGGGAUGAGAUUCGCCUUCCCAAGGACAAUAGCGCGGCAUUGCCCCCAACAAAGGUAGGCGGCCGCAGUGGCACAGGAAAACUCAUACAAGAGGUGACGAAUCCCGCCAUUGCCUCGGAUGCUGUUCCUUCUCCUCAAGCUGCGGUUCCAGCGACGUCGACAACAACAACUGCAGCAGCAGCAGCGGCGUCCAGUGCAGCUUCAAAAGAGGAAAGAAUUGUCCCUUCCUUAGUGAAGUUGCAGGGUGAGGGAAUUUACGAUUGGUCACGGCAUGCUAAGCCGGUGCUUAACCCCUACUUUCGGGAAAAUAUUCCUGCCACUUAUGCCGUAGAGGUCUGUAUUCCGACGGUGACGUCAAUUGCAGAGGUGGAGGUGCGAAUUACCCCCCGGUCUAUAGAGAUCAGCUAUGUUGACGCAGAAGAUGGUGCACCCUUUUUGAGCAUUCCGCUCGAUUACCCCAUAGACGAGGAUGCACCCAACGCCAAGUUUGUUCGAAAGACGCAUAUGCUUAAAAUGCAACUAUUAGUGAAACUUCCGGACGAGACGAGCGAGCCUGCCACGAAGGCCGACCGUGACGUGACCGAAAUUGAGGAGGAAGAAAACCGUCUGGCACGUGAGAAACGUGAAAAGGAACUUGAAGAGCACAGGAUACGCAUGGAACGGAUGCGAGAAGAGGAUGAACAUGUCAUGAGGGAGCGGAAAAGCUAUGUGGAAAAUUUGGUAGCUGUUCAAGAAGGAAUGAUGCCUCCUAGUCUAAAAGAGGAGUUGGAAAAACUCCCUCCGGAGCAACUCCGUGCCAUGCUGCAGCGGUUAGAAAACAAAACCCGCAUGGGGGAUUCCAUUGAUGAGAUGCUCGAGAAAUUUCCUGAUUCCAUGAUCGAUGCCAUUAGUCGCUACAUUCGUGACAAGUUGGGACUUGAACAGAGGCCGCUGCCGAGCGAGAGCAACAAAAUGUUAAAGGCAGUGAAUUCCGGGGCUGCGUCUCCGCCCCAGACGGUGAAGGAUGAAGCAGGAGUCAAAACCAAUAACCCGGAACUAGAAGAAGGGCGUGUUGAAUACAGCUUUGCAAAGAGUUCCGAGAGGCUAUUUGGAGUGGCGUUUCACAACCGCUACCUCUUUGCUUUGGACUGA
This is a messenger RNA of Trypanosoma cruzi, 1785 nucleotides long. RefSeq lists its product as uncharacterized. The record is from RefSeq and is a predicted model, not a curated record. The transcript has a single exon. Gene Ontology annotation, cellular component: cytoplasm. The coding region runs from base 1 to 1785 and encodes 594 amino acids. Lineage: Eukaryota; Euglenozoa; Kinetoplastea; Trypanosomatida; Trypanosomatidae.